AGGAAAGAAAAUCACUGAAUAAACGAAAAAACACACACAGAGCAGAGUGACUGUGUGAGAUUAGUUUUUGAUGAGCGAAAAAUGGCCCAAAUUCCGUACGAAUUGAUCCGAGAAGUCCAGAUCCGUACCCGGGCAGCGGCGGGGCUGCCCGAUUACGACCCGUCGGACCCUACCCUGCCCGCUCUGCCGCCUCUCUCUGCCACGAUAGCCGCCGCCGCCGCCGAUGCGUCGCCGACGGACCGCCGCUGCCGGAAUUGCAAAGCAUUGCUCCUUAGAGGACCGGAGUCCAUCGUCUGCUUGUACUGCGGCAUCGGCCCCCAUUACGACGCCGUUCCGGACCCCAUCCGCUUCACCUCCACUGUUGGGUACCAGUGGCUGCUCCGCUCGCUCCAUCUCGAUGGAUCGGAAUUGGUUGAUCCAACCAGUAAAAUUAACCAAGGUAAAGUUCAAAGCUCGCCUAAAGAUUUAACACCGUUGUCUGCAUUCUUGAACUUUAAGAUACCGUGGCCAGCUGAAAAUGAGAUUAGCUCCGAUAAGAAUUUAGACGAGGGCAAACGAUCCUUGGUUUUGACUGGAGUAGCUCCGGAUAGAUUCUUCUUGAAAUCUAAGAGUAAUGGCGUCUCUGAUACGCCUGUCGAGCAACCAUCUGACGAUAAAUGGGCUGAGGUCGACACUGCAAAAGAUGUUGCAGCUCUUGGCAAUCAAGAUUUGUUUCAAAAUGUUCAAUCAUCCAAGCCAUCUGUCAGCUCUUCCGAGCACACGACUAGCAGAGCUCUUUCUGGAUGGGAGGCGGAUUUUCAAUCUGCUGAUUCGGAAAACCAGCUUGGUGGUCACACGUCAUCUGAGCAUGUCGUAGCUUCCUCAGAAGGUUCUGAAAUUAAAUUUGAUGAUCCGGAAUCCUUUCAGAGUUCCUCGAGUUUGAAUGUUGAUAUUGGUGCUCACCUCGACUCUGUGUUUGGACCUGGAGAAAGUCUGAAUGCUGGGAAACCAAACGACAGUGCUUCCGUUCCUACAGCCGUUGGUGACUGGAAUUCAGAUGAUAUAUGGAAUAAUCUGGGGUCGAGUACGCCCGAUUUGUCUGGUGGAUUUGAUGCUACUUUCAGCACUAAGAUUGAUCCUCAAGAUGACCAUACACUAGACCACUCAAAAGAUCUUUCUACUAGUGUUGAUUUUGAUUUGUUCCAAGACUUCCAGUCGCAAACGAGCUAUGCAGAUGUUACUAAGAAUAAGGCCGCAAAUGAGGAGCAUACAGCAACGGAUGAGGACGUGUUUGAAGACUGGAAUGAUUUUGCGAGCUCAACCAGCUUACAAGCUCCUCCACAAAAUGCCUGGGCUGGUAGUAGCGAUCAUGUCUCGACUUCUGAAAAUAAGCCCGCAGACGGAGGUUUAUUCAGCUUUGAUAAUAAGUUUGAAGGUGACAAGAAUACCCUCGAUACAGAUAUAUUCAGCUUUAACAACAAGUUUGAAGAUGACAAGAAGCCCUUAGAGGGAGAUUUAUUCAGCUUCGACAAUAAGCUUGAACGUGACAACAAGCCCUCAGAGGGAGAUUUAUUCAGCUUCGACAAUAAGUUCGAAGGUGACAAGAAGUCCCCAGAGAGAGAUUUAUUCAGCUUCGACAGUGAUUUUGGAGGAGAUUUUAGCGGCUACUCCCAGCCUAAUCUAUUUUCUACCUCAACCAGCUCUAGCAAUGCUCCUGCAGAAGGCAAAGCUAUGAUGUCAGACGAUCCUGCUUCAAUCUGGUUCAGCGACGUUAGCAGCCCGUCCCUUGAAUCCGUACAAGCUGCAAACAAUGAAGAUGCAUUUGGACAAUCCUCGAAGGAUGGUGUGAAAAUGCUGAUGUCCCAGAUUCACGAUCUCUCCUUCAUGCUUGAGACCGAUCUUUCUAUUCCCUCCGGCUCAGACGACCACAAGCCUGUCUGAAAGAUUGAGAAACUGCAAGAUUCGUGAACUCUUGAACACGUUCGCCAAUUCUGCUGUAUGUUAUCUGGUAUGUUUUUUCGAUUCUGGGGCGGUUUUUAUCCUCGAGUCCCAUCUCGUAUACCAUUCUUUUCAUCGGGAGUUAGAAUUCUUCGCGGUUGUCUUGUGUACCUGUCUCACAUUUGGGAAGAAGUAUGUGAUAUAAUAUGAGCAUUCUCUUCAUUUUUUCUUAUCUAUUCUUUUUAUUUUGCAAGUUUUCCUAUCCUUUUAUCUAUAUCUGAAUCUUUCUUUUCUAGCAGAGUUGGUUACAAUGUAUGAAAGUAUAUGAAAACAUGAUAUACUCCCCCCAUCCCUAAAAAUUAAUUGUAGAAAAAGACAACGCGAGUUUUAAUAGAAGUGGUUGAGUGUAUUGUAAAUGGAGCAAAUGUCUCACUCAAAUGGUAGUGUUAAUAAUGAUAAUUAAUUGUACUGUGAGUGGAUAAAGAGAUCACCAUAUGGUUGAAUACGUAAAUAAGUUGAUAUAUUAAGGUCCUUUCUUCACUCACAAUACCGUUAAUUAUCAGAGUUGCAGAAGAAAAGGUUCGUUGAUUUGGAUGUUAGAUCUGAAAGCCGCAGAGCUGAGGAAAAGGAAGAAGAAAGAAUAAAGGCAUGAGGAAUGAAGAUUAAGAUCUCACGUCGGGUCUGAUUCUAACAAAAAAGUCAGAUACAAAGAUAACGACAAAAGAAUCAUUUUUGGCGGGAAAGCACGACAGACUUGAAAGGACGAAAAUGCUCUUUCCGCGCUCAAUUAUGAAAAACUAUUGUACCCUUCACCUAGGAUUAGUCUAAGCGAGGUGGGAUUUUCAUUUGUAAAGGAGGAAGAAAAUAAUACUACUAUACAAAAACGUUGCCAAAAUCAAAUACAAAACACAAUUCAAUAGAA
Messenger RNA from Salvia miltiorrhiza (redroot sage), 2839 nucleotides. RefSeq lists its product as uncharacterized. The record is from RefSeq and is a predicted model, not a curated record. Bases 82 to 1920 code for a protein of 612 amino acids. The transcript has 3 exons. NCBI's taxonomy places the organism in Eukaryota, Viridiplantae, Streptophyta, Magnoliopsida, Lamiales, Lamiaceae.